This is a messenger RNA of Panicum virgatum (switchgrass), 877 nucleotides long. Its product is annotated as RNA-directed DNA methylation 4-like. The record is from RefSeq and is a predicted model, not a curated record. Bases 16 to 645 code for a protein of 209 amino acids. The transcript is spliced from 5 exons. Lineage: Eukaryota; Viridiplantae; Streptophyta; Magnoliopsida; Poales; Poaceae.
UUUUCUUAAAAUGUCAUGGUCUUCUGUUUUUUGGGCAUUGUUAUGCAUGGUUUGUUCGUUGAACCUUUACAGGAUCUGGGAAGAAAUGCUCGCUUUGCACAAAUAUGGAGGAGUCGGAAAGGAGAGAAGAGUGAAGCUGAUGACUCACUGAGAGAAAUAUGCCAUCUUUAUGAUGCUGUCCAAGUAGACCCCGAUGAAGAAAAGCAUCCAGAAGAACCACGGACUAUCUCUUUUGAAGAGGGUUCUGUUUUAUGCAACUUUCUUCCACUAAUACGGGAGUACUUGCCAUCAGCUGCUGAGGAGAUUGAGACAGAUAUUAUUUCAUUGGCACAAUCAGAAGAUUCAGAAGUUUAUGACAUCUAUACUGUCAAGGAAGUGGAUGUCACAAACAUGGAGGAUACAUCAGCAUCUUCAUAUCCACGGUUACAAGUGGACGAUGGCGAUGAUGAAUGCUAUGAUGAUGACUAUCCAUAUGAUACAGACGAUUCAAAUGCCGAAGACAAUCCACUUUUUGAUUAUCCUGAAGAGUUGUCAGAGGAUGAGGAUGAUGAUAGCAAUGACGAAGAUGCUUUUGGGGACCGGGGAGGUUCCGAAUCCGAGUAUGAAAAGGAAGAAGUAGAGGUGGAUAGAGACGAAGAAUGGUGAUAGGAGACUGGUGAAGCUUGCAGUUGUAGAAUGAACGUAACCGUUGAUGACACGGUGCGAUAGGUUCAGCAGAUGAUGGAUCUUUCUAUUGCUCACGCUGCAACCUGGAAGAGAGAGUUAAGAGUUGUACGUUGUUGCUGAUGGAGUAGAGCAAACACUCAUCUUUGUACACUAAUGUAAGAUGAAUCAGUUAUUGGGAAAGUGUCUUCUAAUUGAAAUCGAGUCUCACACU